AUGGCUGGAGAACUCAUAGAACAGUGCAGAAAUCUUCGAAUAAAUGACGCGGAAUCUAAAAUUCUUGAAAUUAGCGAACUGGAUGACGGAAUUGAUGAGGACCAAGUCUAUUUGGUUCUUGUAGGACGAUUGGUGACGGAACGGAGCUUCAACAUUGAAGCUUUUAAAAGAACUAUGAUUCAAGCCUGGGGGGUCAAUAAACGAAUGGUGAUACGGAUGAUAGGUGCGAAUCGGUUUGUAUUUCAAUUUUUUCAUUGGCGUGACAAGGAGAAAGUGCUGGAAGGCAGACCUUGGUGUUUUGAGAACCAACUCUUGAUCUUGAAUGCCAUAGAUGGCGAGGACCAACCGGCUGAUGUACCCUUAACCUAUUCACCUUUCUGGAUUCGACUAAAAAAUCUUCCUUUUAAUUACAGAUCCGCCACGGUUUGUCGGGCGAUUGCGGGGAAAAUUGGGCAGGUGAUGGAGUUGGAGGAUGAUGCUUUGUUUCUGGAUAACUAUCGAAGGGUGCGUGUGAUGAUGGACGUGGCGCAACCGUUGUGUCGCUACCAGGAAAUAAAAGGGAAAGAUGGGCGAGUUUUCCGUGUCGAUGUGGCGUAUGAACGCUUACCUUUCUUUUGUUUCUUAUGCGGGACCAUAGGGCAUGGGGAGAAAGAAUGUGUGAAUGUUGAUGACGAUGAGCCAGAAUAA
This is a messenger RNA of Beta vulgaris subsp. vulgaris (sugar beet), 687 nucleotides long. RefSeq lists its product as uncharacterized. The record is from RefSeq and is a predicted model, not a curated record. NCBI's taxonomy places the organism in Eukaryota, Viridiplantae, Streptophyta, Magnoliopsida, Caryophyllales, Amaranthaceae. Gene Ontology annotation, molecular function: zinc ion binding; nucleic acid binding. The coding region runs from base 1 to 687 and encodes 228 amino acids. The transcript has a single exon.